AUGAGCCUUUUUGGAGCACCGGCAGAAAUCGUUUCGGACAACGGUCCGCAGUACAGCAGCCAACCCUUCAAAGAAAUGUGCAGAAACUGGGGAGUGAAACACACUACCUCUUCUCCAAGAUAUCCCCGCUCAAAUGGACUGGCAGAGCGCACAGUUAGAACAUUGAAAUCUUUGAUCAAGAAAUGCACGCAGACUAGGCAAAGCAUACAAGUUGCCUUAUUACAUCUCCGGGCAACCCCGAUAGGACCCGACCUACCAUCACCUGCAGAAAUGAUGUUUGGUCGACUGGUGAGAACAACGCUUCCAAGUCAUCACUUCGCAAGAAUCCACCAAAGGACAGAAGUGCAUGAUAAGCUUAUAUCAAGACAGCAGGAAAUGAAACAAUACCAUGACAAGCAUGCUGGAGCUGAACUAAAACCACUUCACACAGGACAAAAGGUGCGAGUCAGAUGCCCUGAUGACAACAUGUGGGUCCCUGCAGAAAUAACAAACGUUUGCAAAGAACCAAGGUCAUACGUGGUUACUACACACAAUGGAUCAUCGUGGAGGAGGAACAGAUCCGAAAUCAGAGACGUACCCGAAUCUGAUAUCACAACCAACACCAGGAAUACACCACCAGUAACCGACAACCUAACUGACACAAGAGACAUACCACCAGAACCAAACAAUACAACAUCACAAUAUGAAGACGAUGAUACGACACCAGUACGCCGACACGUACACUUUGCUGAAAAUCCAACACAGCUACAACCACCCAAACCAAAAAAUAAUAACCAAAACAACCCAGCCUAUCCCAACACGAGAAGCACAAGAUCGACGUAUAACACAAUUACCAGAUCCGGUCGAAUAAGCCGCCGACCAACACGCUUCGGAGACAAAUAA
Messenger RNA from Anneissia japonica, 882 nucleotides. RefSeq lists its product as uncharacterized. The record is from RefSeq and is a predicted model, not a curated record. NCBI's taxonomy places the organism in Eukaryota, Metazoa, Echinodermata, Crinoidea, Comatulida, Comatulidae. Gene Ontology annotation, biological process: DNA integration. The coding region runs from base 1 to 882 and encodes 293 amino acids. The transcript has a single exon. Gene Ontology annotation, molecular function: nucleic acid binding.